AUGUCUAUCUUUCAACAGAUAUUUCCUCCCUCCCCUACAUUCACUGAAAAAGAUAUCCCCGACCAGACAGGAAGGGUAUUCAUUAUAACAGGGGGCGCAUCAGGAAUCGGCUUUGAAGCUGUCAAUCUUCUCUACGCCCAGCAUGCAGCCGUCUACAUAGCCACCCGGUCCGUCGAGAAGAUCAAAAACGCCAUCGAGACAAUCAAAGCCCAGCACCCCUCCAGCCACGGCCGACUCGAGUCGCUGAUCGUCGACCUCGCAGACCUGCGCACAAUCAAACCGGCUGUUCUGGACUUCCAGCAGCGCGAGCCUCGCCUCGACGUUGUAGUCCAUAAUGCCGGCGUGAUGAUGCCGCCGCGGGGGAGCACCACGGCGCAGGGUCACGAUCUCGAGAUGGGCACGAACUGUCUGGGACCGUUCCUUCUACAGCAUUACUUGCAGGAUAUAAUGUGUCGAACGGCGGGUACAGCAUCUCCGGGCUCUGUGCGUGUUGUCUGGCUUUCUUCCAUGCUGGGCGUGGGAACCGUGCCUGGCGGGAUAGAGAUGGAGGCUGCUACAGGAGGUCCUGUCAUCAAUACCGAUCCAAUGAAGAAUUACAUGCAAUCUAAAGUAGGGAAUGUCUUUCUGGCCCAUGAGGUGGCGCAGAGACUUGCUGCUGAUGGCAUAUUGAGUGUGAGCGUCAAUCCUGGUCUGAUGAAAACAGAUCUACAACGGCAUAUGCCUCCACUAGCUGGAAGAAUUAUGAAAACGUUCUUCAAACCCGCGAAAUGGGGCGCAUACACUGAGCUCUACGCUGCGCUGUCUCCGGAUCUGACUCUCGAGCACAGUGGAGGCCACAUCAUCCCCUGGGGACGGUAUUGCUCGCGGUCCAUCCCGGAGCACAUUGCCAACGGUCUCAAGGGUGAGAGCGAGGGGGGGACGGGGACUUCAGAGAAGUUCUGGCAGUGGUGUGAGGGGGUGACGGAGGAGUAUCAAUGA
Molecule: messenger RNA, 978 nt
Organism: Penicilliopsis zonata CBS 506.65
Lineage: Eukaryota; Fungi; Ascomycota; Eurotiomycetes; Eurotiales; Aspergillaceae
Exons: 5
Coding region: 1-978 (325 amino acids)
Source: RefSeq, a predicted model, not a curated record